AUGCCUGUUUCAGGUGCAGGAAUUCGCUGUCUAAUAUGUACAUCUAUAACAGCGAACUCUGCAGAAGAAGCGAUAGCCGACAUGUACGAGGCACGAAGGGCCGGCGCUGACCUCGUCGAGUUCCGUGCCGACUACCUCGCCGAGGGGGAGUCCUGGGAGCGGGUAGUAGAUCAACGGCCUCUGCCUAUGGUUUUCACAUAUCGUCCUGUUUGUGAGGGAGGUUUAUCCGAUAUGAACGAUCACGAGCGAGUGAGGCUGUUGCAGCGCGCUGUUCAACACGGCGUUGAGUACGUGGACGUCGAACUCGCGAACAUGGACCUGUUUCGGAUGCCGGAGAGCGUCCAGCUCCAAGAUGCAUCCACUCGUCCACGACUCAUCGUCUCCUAUCAUAGCUUCACGCGACCAUUAACUGAAGCGGAGCUCGCUGAAAUCUACACGGCAAUCGUGGCAACCGGAGCUGAUAUUUGCAAGAUCGCCAUGAUGUGCCACGACUUGUGCGACAACGCGCGACUAUUUGCCUUACUGAAGCGCACUGCUGGCAGCAAACCUACGAUUGCUAUAGGAAUGGGAGAGUAUGGGCAGAUCAGCCGAGUUCUUGCCGCCAAGUUUGGACCUGCAAUGCUGACGUUCACAACGCUGAGCGAGGCACGGGCGUCUGCACCGGGUCAAUUCCGGAUCGAAGAACUCAUCGAUCAUUAUCGUUUCCAUAGCCUGAACCCUGAUACCACAGUCUAUGGGGUUAUCGGGGCACCCGUCAGGCAUUCAAUGAGCCCGCGGAUCCAUAACCACGCCUUUGGACUCUGCCGUCUGAACCACGUCUACCUUCCCUUUCUCGUUCAGGACGGCUCUAAGUUGCAAAAGUUUCUCGAUACCAUGACGCAGUUUGGCUUGCGCGGGGCCAGUGUGACCAUUCCCCAUAAGCAGCGCAUCAUGGAGUGCCUGGACGAAUUGGAUGAUGUGGCGAAGCAGAUCGGGGCAGUGAAUACGAUCGUGGUGGAUCCGCUCACGGGCCGACGCAAGGGCUAUAACACCGAUUGGCAGGCAGCGGUAGAUGCAGUAUCCGAGACCUUGAUGCCCGGAAUCGAACAGGGGCAGGCUCGCUUGACGGCACUCCAGCGACGCCAUGUCGUCCUCCUGGGAGCCGGUGGUGCGGCACGGGCGAUCGCCUUCGGGGUCGUACACUGCGGCUGCGGCAAACUCACUAUCGUGAAUCGUACCCUGGAAAGAGCAAGAUCGCUCGCAAAUGAUUUGAGUCCUUUCGGGAAGACAGAGCUAGUUGCGCUCUCACUAGAGGACUUUUGUCAACAGCAGAGGAACCCUGCUACCCGAGAGCGAAUCGAUAUUCUGAUGAAUUCCACCUCCAUUGGCAUGCAUCCAGAUGUGAAUGUCGUUCCGGUUCCAGAGGAGAUUCUGGAGCCGCACUGCCUCGUGUUCGACGCCGUCUAUAAUCCAAUAGAAACGCGGCUUCUGAGUCUGGCAAAGCGACGAGGUUGUCUCACAGUGGACGGGGUCGAGAUGUUCGUCCGACAGGCCGCAGCCCAGUUUACCAUCUGGACGGGCUUGAGGGCCCCGGCACAGGAGAUGCGCAACAUUGUACUCCAGGAACUUGGGCAGCUGGCCCGACGCUGA
This is a messenger RNA of Cyanidioschyzon merolae strain 10D, 1629 nucleotides long. RefSeq names its product fusion protein of 3-dehydroquinate dehydratase and shikimate 5-dehydrogenase. Gene Ontology annotation, biological process: shikimate metabolic process; chorismate biosynthetic process. The record is from RefSeq and is a predicted model, not a curated record. The transcript has a single exon. Gene Ontology annotation, molecular function: NADP binding; 3-dehydroquinate dehydratase activity; shikimate 3-dehydrogenase (NADP+) activity. NCBI's taxonomy places the organism in Eukaryota, Rhodophyta, Bangiophyceae, Cyanidiales, Cyanidiaceae. Bases 1 to 1629 code for a protein of 542 amino acids.